Molecule: messenger RNA, 1206 nt
Organism: Vombatus ursinus (common wombat)
Lineage: Eukaryota; Metazoa; Chordata; Mammalia; Diprotodontia; Vombatidae
Gene: NUDT15
Product: nudix hydrolase 15
Exons: 3
Coding region: 22-528 (168 amino acids)
Biological process (GO): dGTP catabolic process
Cellular component (GO): cytosol
Molecular function (GO): 8-oxo-7,8-dihydrodeoxyguanosine triphosphate pyrophosphatase activity
Source: RefSeq, a predicted model, not a curated record
GCCUCCAGUGGCGCCGUAAGCAUGAAUCCUGCCACCAGCAAGGAUUCAGGCCGGCUGCGGGGACGGCCGGGGGUGGGCGUCGGGGUGGUGAUUACGAGCUCCAAGCACCCUCAAUGCGUUCUGUUGGGGAAAAGGAAAGGGUCCAUUGGAGCCGGCACUUUCCAGCUUCCCGGCGGUCACUUGGAAUUCGGUGAAAGCUGGGAAGAAUGUGCUGAGAGGGAAACCUUGGAAGAAGCCGCUCUUCACCUGAAAAAUGUUCGCUUUGCUUCUGUUGUCAAUUCUGUCAGCGAGAAGGAUGAUUACCAUUAUGUCACUAUAUUGAUGAAAGGAGAAGUGGACGUGGCUUAUGAUUCAGAGCCAAAGAACACAGAACCUGAAAAAAAUGAAGGUUGGGAAUGGGUUCCAUGGGAAGAUUUCCCUCCACUAGAUCAACUCUUCUGGGCUUUGCGAUGUUUAAAGGAACAAGGCUACAAUCCUUUUAAGGAAGAAUUGAAUCAUCUAAUGGGGUACAGAGGAAAUCAUCAAUAGAGCACCUGCAUAUCAAUUAAUUCAUUUUAGGAAGGAAAGUUAUAGAGUAUACCAAAAAACCUCAAGUGUUCUAGAAAACAGUGAAGCUUCCAAUAGAAGAUAAGUAGCUUAUGUAUUCUGGUACCACAAUAAGCAGGUGAGGCUAUGUGAAAGUAGAGAGUUGGCUUCAGAGUGGGGAAGACUUGCACUCAGCCAUUUUCAAUUUAGUGGCUGUUUGCCACCUCAGAGUACACAACAUAGUAUACAACAGACUGAAAGGGGGACUGGAACUCUCAUGGGGGAACCUUCUCGCACCCUCCCCUUCAACAAGGCAGGUCAGCAGCUUCUCUGUUACUGUAGUUUUAGAAAGUUGCCAAAGCUACGAGAGCGUCCGCAGCCAGGAAGCGUUUGUUAACAGAGACUGCAUUUGAACCCAGGUCAUAGUGUCUGAAAUGAGAGGAUUGGAUUAGAUAACUUUAUGGUCCAUUUCAGCUCCAAGUCUUAUUCAUGAAAAACAGUCCCUCCUGUCUCAGGAGAUUGCUUCUGCAGUUUUAAAAAUGCCAGCCAGUGGGGAUUUUGUGAUUGUAAGGAUAGCAGUUGCUCCAUAAGACAGGGUCCUGAGCCACAGACAAAAAGGGACUUUAUUUCUCAAAUGGGAUUUUAGUCCUAAACUAGGGAUGAACUAGCAAAAAACCAAUG